Messenger RNA from Knipowitschia caucasica, 642 nucleotides. The record is from the annotation of a GenBank genome assembly. NCBI's taxonomy places the organism in Eukaryota, Metazoa, Chordata, Actinopteri, Gobiiformes, Gobiidae.
AUGACUGUGAUGAUUGACAAUUGGAUUGCUGAGUGUGACCAAUGUCAACGUGAGGGAAAGACUCUGGGUACAGUUGCACCACUCCAAACAAUAAAGGUGUCUGCUGUUUGGGAGCUGCUGGGGAUUGACCUAACUGGGCCCUUCCCCAAAACUACUGAUGGCUAUCAGCAUGGGUGCCCGAAACGGAUCCUGUCUGAUCAAGGGCGGGAUUUUGUAAAUGAGCUCAAUGAUUCUCUGUGCUCUCUGCUGGGCAUUGAGAGAAGCGUCACCGCUGCGUACCACCCACAGACUAAUGGGUUGGACGAAAAGACCAACCACAACAUCAAGAGAGCUUUGAUGAAGUCAAAGGUGCACAUCUCAACCAAACACACCCCAUUCCAGUUGAUGUAUGGGCGGGAGGCUGUGUUCCCCUCAGAGGUGCCUGUAGAUUAUCCUUGCAGCAGGAGACAAUCAUGGCACUUUCUUGACCCACCAAUCAAAGCUUUUGGAGGAUUUGAAGAAGGGAAAAAUAGCAGAUUCACCAGGACACUGCCAAAUGUGACAGCUACACACCAAUGGAACUUGAGAGUGAGAAGGCGCUUGACAUACAAACAGAACAGAGCAAUGAGGGUAUGCCCCAUUGUACAAAGAAGAGCUAAAUGA